AUGAGCGCAACGGAUCUCCGAAAGGUUAGUCAGUUCCGACAAUUCCCCCAGAGUAUUCUCACAUCUCGCCAGUUUACGCAUGACUUCGGUGUUGAUUUGGAUGAGAUCCGGAAACUGGGGAAAGAAGAAAUGGAAUGCCUCUUCGAAUGGCUCCGCGAUGCCGGCAUGGUCGAGUGUUUUGACGUGCUGCAGAACCAAGUGCCUGCCAAUAUUAACUCGCCUGAACCACUGGACUACAACUUAAACACCAUUUGUUACGCGAACGCUGGUGACGAAUUCGAUCGCUUGUUGGAACAGUUCGACCCCUUCCUGGAGCAAUACGACCCUUCCGCCGAACGGCCACAUACUGUUUCUUCUUGGCAGGAACCAGUCACACCUCCCCAACCCAGUGCAGAAGCGUCCUCGUACCCGACACCUCAUUCCUCUGUCAACUCACCCCCGAGUGGUCAACCACUUCCCCCGGACCCCGGACACGGCCAAGUACGGUACCAAUCCGUUCAUUCUCCGCCAUCUACUGACAGAUCUUUUACUCCUUCAUCUUAUCCGACACCCUCCACAUCAUAUAUAAACUCACCUCCCGGAGACGAGCCACUGGCCCCGCUGGAAUCUAGUGUUUCAAACAUGACGAAGCUACAACUGUUGCAUUCGUGCAGGUUUGGUAACGACGGCAAUAGAUCCCUGGGGGACAUCCAAAUCACAUCAGCCCUUCGAGCUGAAGCUGGACUUCUCUCAGAUGACUAUGAUAGGCUACUGAAGCCCCUCUUGGAUUACAGAGAAGACGAUCCGCCGGCCUUAGAAGCCCUUGGCCUUCCCCUUCAAUGGAGAGGUUUCGAGGGUGCUGUGAUUUACUAUCGCAUGCUCGAGGGCACGAAGAAGAAGUCAACCCUCAGUCUUCUCGCCAAACGAAUUGCACAGAUACUGUUUUACCUCAACUACAGGUGGCUGGAAAAACAUAUAAAAGGGCCUAGUAAAUCCGUCGCCACACUCAUCCUCAACGCGUGCCCCGAGGAGCCAAAAGACCCGAAGCUCAUGAAGCCCCGUCGAGAUAAUAUCACUGGCUAUCACAAGCGCCGAGGAGAGCGGUGGUGGCUACAUGCGGCGUGUUUAGGUACGCUCUUCCCGAAAGGUUCACUGCGCUUCGACUAA
This is a messenger RNA of Penicillium alfredii, 1146 nucleotides long. RefSeq lists its product as uncharacterized. Lineage: Eukaryota; Fungi; Ascomycota; Eurotiomycetes; Eurotiales; Aspergillaceae. The coding region runs from base 1 to 1146 and encodes 381 amino acids. The transcript is spliced from 3 exons. The record is from RefSeq and is a predicted model, not a curated record.